Molecule: messenger RNA, 626 nt
Organism: Daphnia magna
Lineage: Eukaryota; Metazoa; Arthropoda; Branchiopoda; Diplostraca; Daphniidae
Product: male-enhanced antigen 1
Exons: 2
Coding region: 38-571 (177 amino acids)
Biological process (GO): spermatogenesis
Source: RefSeq, a predicted model, not a curated record
UUUCAGAGAUUUUCGUAGUUGGACAAAUCGUAAGAAAAUGACAGGAAAUUCUCCGGAGCCAGAUUUGGGUCGUGCGCCUGAGAAUGGGGACGAAAAUAACCCAGCCCACGACGAGUUCAACGCUGAUUUAACCGAUAGAGACCUGGCUGAAGUAGAAGAUAGUGAAGAGCCACAAGAAAUCAGACCAAAUGGUUAUGAACUUCUACCAACUUCAAACUGUGAAAAUGAAGAUGACAAUGAAGAUGACAAUGAAGAUGACAAUGAAGAUGACAAUGUGGAAUUUGGAUACAGCACUUAUGAUGGUCAGGAAUUCCAGAUUAGAACAAGCCAUGAUUACCAUAACCUAGUGACAAUAGAAACUUCAACUCCAGCUGUUAGCUGUAGUGAAAAACCUAGCAUUCCACUUGAUACUACACAAAUUGAAACUAUAAAGUCAAUAAUGUCAAAAGUAAUACUUCCCAAUUCAGCUAUUCCAGUUUGGGCUCAUUCCAUAACUGAUGAACAACUUAAGCAGGUGGUUGAUGAGAAAGUUGGGAAGGAGGUAGAUGAUACCUGGGCAGUGUUUGAUUAAAUUUUGCAAAUUCAAAUUUGGAAAGUCAUGAUCUUGAAUAAACUGUAUAGCAAAA